Molecule: messenger RNA, 1570 nt
Organism: Andrographis paniculata
Lineage: Eukaryota; Viridiplantae; Streptophyta; Magnoliopsida; Lamiales; Acanthaceae
Product: wax ester synthase/diacylglycerol acyltransferase 11-like
Exons: 5
Coding region: 60-1436 (458 amino acids)
Biological process (GO): triglyceride biosynthetic process
Cellular component (GO): plasma membrane
Molecular function (GO): diacylglycerol O-acyltransferase activity; long-chain-alcohol O-fatty-acyltransferase activity
Source: RefSeq, a predicted model, not a curated record
CCACCGCCUUCAAUCGUUCCUUCCACUUAUUGACUCUAAAUCUCAACAAUCGAUCGACAAUGGCGGCAGAUCAUCGGAGCAGCGACGACAUCAGAGACGAGCCGGUGGCUCCGGUCGACCGUCUCUUCCUCCAACCGCAGCUCGAUACAGUCAUAAAUUGCGCCAUGGUCUGCGAGAAUGAGAUUCCCCUCGAUUCCGUCAAAUCCGUGCUCCAAAUCUUUUCCCUGAUGGUUCACCCCAAGUUUUUCAGCCUCGUGGUGAGAGAUUCCGCCGGCCGAGAGUACUGGCGGAGAACUGAAGUCGACAUCGACCGCCACCUGAUAUUCGUCUACCGCCGCCUCUCCGACGAUCCUGACGAAGACGCCGUGAACGAUUACCUCGCGGAUCUGUCGAAUUCGUCGCCGCUCUCCACCGAGAAACCGCUGUGGGAAAUCCACUUCCUGGUGGCGCAUAAAACUAUGGUUUUCCGUGUGCACCACGCGCUGGGGGACGGCGUCUAUUUAAUGGCGAUGCUGCUGUCGUUGUGUAGGAGGAUUGACGAUCCUUUGCAGACGCCGACGACUAUUGGAGCCGUCAAAACGUCGUUUAUGCGGAGGCGGUGGAACGUUCUAAAGCUGUUGAAGAUGGUUUGGUUUACUGUGCUUUAUGUUUUAGAAACACUGUUGACGUUACUCUGGCGAAGAGAUAAAAGGACUGCCGUGAGUGGCGGCGAUGGAGCAGAGCUCUGGCCGCGGAAAGUGGCGACGGCGAGGUUCCGAUUGGACGACAUGAAAACCGUCAAGCGUGCCCUUCCAAGUUCGACAAUCAAUGAUGUUCUUUUCGGGAUAAUAUCAAGUGGCCUUUCAAAAUACUUAGACACCAGAUCUUCAACCAACGGUUUAAAAGAGGGUGACCAAAUUACCGGAGCUGCGAUGAUAAAUUUGAGACAACAUGACUUAUCAAGUUUAAAGAACGUCCAUGGCAACACUCAGCAUGGAAAUAUGUUUGGAGUUAUUCUUUUACCUGUUUAUUACCACAAGCGUAGCUCGAAUCCUCUCGACAAUUUGAAGAGAGCCAAGGCAAUGAUUGACAAGAAGAAGCUCUCGUUGGAAGCCAUUUGCACUUAUGUAGCCUCCUUUUUGGUCACAUAUUUCUUCGGGACUAAGCUCGUUAGCAUCCUUAUUUACCGUAUCUUUUGUAACACGACAUUUAACAUCUCCAAUAUGGUCGGACCGGAAGACAAAGUAACGCUUUCAGGCAUCCCUGUCAAGUACAUUCGUGUGGCACCGAGCACCCUUCCUCAAGCGAUAACACUGAAUAUGGUGAGCUAUGCCGGAUAUGCGGACAUGCAAAUCUUGGUGGCGAAAGAUAAGAUCCCGGACCCUAAAGUCCUCGCCAAGUGUUUCGAAGACGCCUUGUUGGAGAUGAAGGAAGUUGCUGCUUCCACAAUGUGCUGAAAUGACUUGAAGUAAAAGGUGCUACUUACAUACUCCAUACUCCUUGUUCUUGUUUUAGUUAAAAACAAGAACAUGUGUGUACAUGCCUUGGGAUUCCAUCAUCUAUCUACUCUUGCAUUGUCAUUGUAACAAAA